AUGAGCCACCAACGCUAUGCCUCCCACGAUCCUGUCAAGGAACCCCACUCCAUCUCCUUGAAAGUCCUCCGGCUCUCCCGCCCAUCCCUUGUCGCCCAGCACCCCAUACCUCCAAGCGCUGCACCGUCAACAACACCUCGCCAACCACCCGUCCCGGCCUCUCUCGCGUACAGCACAACCCACGAUACCAACCCCUCGCCCUUCCUCCUCAGCCCCAUCCUCAACCUCCCGCCAAGCUUCGGGUCCGCAUACGUGGGCGAGACAUUCAGCUGCACACUAUGCGCCAACCACGAGGCGCCUCCCGCCCCCGACCCGGCAGGCGCCCAGGGGGCCCCACAGCCGCAGACGAAGUACAUCCGCGACGUGCGCAUAGAGGCGGAGAUGAAGACCCCGAACUCGUCAGCCGUCACCAAGCUCGACCUCUCACCCAACACCAGCAACACCACCGCUGCCCCCGCCGAUGACCAGGGCAAGCCCGGGGGCGUGGACCUGGAGCCGGGCCGGACGCUGCAGCGGAUCGUCAACUUCGACCUCAAGGAGGAGGGCAACCACGUCCUGGGCGUGACGGUGUCGUACUACGAGGCGACCGAUACGUCCGGGCGGACGCGCACGUUCCGCAAGCUGUACCAGUUCAUCUGCAAGCCCAGCCUGAUCGUGCGGACCAAGGCGUCGCCGCUUGCCCCCGCGGUGCCCAAGGCAUCAGCGGGCGCACCUCCAACGCCGCCGCCGGAAGGUGUUGGCGAAGAGGUGCCUGCGGGAGGGGAGGAGGGGCUGAGGGGGAGGGGCAAACGGAGGCGAUGGGUCCUCGAGGCGCAGCUGGAGAACUGCUCCGAGGACACGACCGAGCUGGAGCGCGUGGUCCUCCAGCUCGAGCCCGGGCUGUCGUACCGCGACUGCAACUGGGAGGCCGGCGGGUCCCCACGGCCGGUGCUGCACCCGGGGGAGGUGGAGCAGGUGUGCUUCGUGAUCGAGGAGGUGGGGGAGUCGCCGGACGGCGGGCCCAGGGUGGAGGAGCAGGACGGCAAGAUCCUGUUCGGCAUCCUGGGCAUCGGCUGGAGGACCGAGAUGGGCCAGAGGGGCUAUCUUGCUACGAACAAGCUGGGGACCAGGCAUGUCACAUGA
Diaporthe citri is the source of this 1122-nucleotide messenger RNA. RefSeq lists its product as uncharacterized. The transcript has 2 exons. The record is from RefSeq and is a predicted model, not a curated record. Gene Ontology annotation, cellular component: TRAPPIII protein complex. Bases 1 to 1122 code for a protein of 373 amino acids. NCBI's taxonomy places the organism in Eukaryota, Fungi, Ascomycota, Sordariomycetes, Diaporthales, Diaporthaceae.